ACCGUCUCAGAGACUCCAAAAGCUUUGACCGGUGCUGUCACUCUGCAGACCAAAGCCAUAAUCAUGUCACUGCGAGACUGCCAGGCGUGGAAGGAUGCUGGGCUCCCACUCUCAACCAUAAGCAAUGAAGCCUGCAAGCUGUUCGAUGCCACCUUGACUCAGUACGUCAAGUGGACCAAUGACAAGAGUCUUGGUGGCAUCGAGGGCUGCCUGUCAAAGCUCAGGGCAGCGGAUCCAACCUUUGCCAUGGGCCUUGCCAUCUCUAACGGCCUUGUGCUCGUUGGCACGGGAACCUCCGUGGCGCUGGACAAAGACCUGGCCCUGGCUGUGAAGACCAUGGUGGAGCUUUCCCAAACCCAGACUCUGACACCUCGGGAGCAGCUGCAUGUGUCUGCGGUGGAGAUGUUUGCCAAGGGGAACUUCCCCAGAGCCUGUGAUCUCUGGGAACAGAUCCUCCGGGACCACCCGACAGACAUGUUGGCCCUGAAGUUUUCCCACGAUGCCUACUUCUACCUGGGCUACCAGGAGCAGAUGCGGGAUUCUGUGGCUCGAGUUUACCCCUUUUGGACGCCUGACAUCCCUCUUAACAGUUAUGUGAAAGGCAUCUAUUCUUUCGGACUGAUGGAAACCAACUUCUAUGACCAGGCACAAAAGCUUGCCAAAGAGGCUUUAUCUAUUGAGCCGACAGACGCGUGGUCAGUGCACACUGUGGCCCACGUACAUGAAAUGAGAGCCGAGAUCAAGGACGGGCUGGAGUUCAUGCAGCAAUCGGAAGGCCACUGGAAGGACUCUGAUAUGCUUGCUUGCCACAAUUACUGGCACUGGGCCCUGUACUUGAUUGAAAAGGGAGACUAUGAGGCCGCGCUAACCAUCUACGACAGCCACAUCCUCCCCAGCCUGCAGGCCAGUGGUGCCAUGCUGGACGUGGUGGACAGCUGUUCCAUGCUCUACCGUCUUCAGAUGGAAGGGGUGCCCCUUGGCCAGCGGUGGCAGAAUGUUCUACCUGUGACCCAGAAGCAUACCCGAGACCACAUCCUCCUGUUCAACGAUGCUCACUUCCUGAUGGCCUCGCUGGGUGCACAGGACCUCCAGAUCACCCGGGAGCUGCUGACCACCCUGCAGGAGGCCAGCAAGUCUCCAGGGGAGAAUUGCCAGCACCAGUUGGCAAAAGACGUUGGGCUGCCCCUGUGCCAGGCCCUCGUGGAGGCUGAGAACGGAAACCCUGACCGAGUCUUAGAACUCCUCUUGCCAAUCCGAUACCGAAUUGUCCAGAUUGGGGGCAGCAACGCCCAGAGAGAUGUCUUCAACCAGCUGCUGAUUCACGCUGCCAUGACCUGCACCUCCAGUGUCCACAAGAAUGUGGCCCGGAGCCUUCUGAUGGAGCGUGACGCCUUGAAACCCAACUCACCCCUGACGGAGCGGCUGAUCCGAAGGGCGGCCGCUGUCCAUCUUAUGCAGUAGAAACCGCCAGGUCCUUAGCCUACAGCUCAACACUGACCUCCUGGUGUGAGGCUGACUGCCUCGUUGGGUUAGGGUAGGGUUAGGAAACAGCUGGGUCUGUUUAUCAGAGGUUAAAGUUCAGUCCUGAGCAGAAUUCUCCAAAUCAGUAGUUUGUUCAAAAUAGGGAACCCAAGUUAAUUUUGAGUGAUGUUCAGAAUUCCUCUCAGGGCCAACAUGCAUUUUUAAGCCUCCAGAACCAAAGCAUGGCUAUCAUUUUCAGGUGCCUUGAACAUUGUAUUUUCUUGUUCUGAAGCCGGCAGGCAGUGAAGAGAUGUGGCCAGGUCAGCUGAGAGGUCUAGAAGUCUGUGUGUGUGCACGUGUGCGUGCACAUGCGCACGCGUGCGCACACACACACACUGCACUAGUGAAACCUUUCCAUUUAGUUUUCCUUAUAUUCUGCACAGGUCCUACUGUCCCAUUUCCCUGGGGAGGAUUCCAGAGAGCUGCCUGGGGUCCCAGUGAGCAGGGGCAUUUCCUUUCUGGGGGAGAAUAUCUGUCUCGUUGGCUUUGGUUGUCAGCCCCAGACAACUGCACCUGCCACCGUCCCCAGAGACGAGGGGAAGGAUCCCUUCUGCCUCCCUGGGGGACUUGGUGGUGCCAACUGGAGCUUCUCUUUAGACUUCACUUGGGAGUAAAUCUUGAGGGAUGUGGCU
Molecule: messenger RNA, 2153 nt
Organism: Mus caroli (Ryukyu mouse)
Lineage: Eukaryota; Metazoa; Chordata; Mammalia; Rodentia; Muridae
Gene: Ttc38
Product: tetratricopeptide repeat domain 38
Molecular function (GO): protein binding
Source: RefSeq, a predicted model, not a curated record